AGUAGAUAACGACUGUUCAAUGGUGAUGGACUUUUUGAGAAAAUGGAGGGGGCAUUGAUCGUAAAAUCGAGGGAACUGUGCGUGCAGUCGCGAUAAAACUGCCAACGCUUGUUGAUGCUGUUUGGGUUCAAGUGACAUACGACGUGUACACAAGCUCCCGAGAGUAUCUCCACCUUGAGGAUUCACUCCUGGUCAGCGGAGUUCAGUGGCACGAAUUAUUCAAGCUACCGGUUGAUCGGUCGAUAUACCUGAUCAGUUAUGUCCGAGGUGGGAGCAAAAACGAGAUUGCAGAGGCUAAUGCAAGGAGAUGGCAAUAUCCGGAAUAUUCUGCUAUGCGGAAUGGCAGAACUCAUUGGUUCUGCAAUUCUCAUGCUCCUUGCCUGUGGUGGGGCUAUUGCGACUACCAAUGCGAGAGUGCCUGAUUAUCUACAACUGACCCUCAACGUUGGAUUCGCUGUUAUGAUUGUCAUCCAGAUAUUCGGCCACAUCAGUGGUGCACAUGUUAACCCAGCGAUUACAGUUGGAGCUGUGAUACUUAGAAAAAAAAACAUGACUCAAGCUGCAGUUCAUAUUGUCGCACAGUACAUCGGGACUCUCUUGGGCUAUGGUUUGUUAAGGCUGGCAACGCCAUCAGGCAUGAUGCGGGCGAGACCACAAGAAGGCGAAGGAUCUUUCUGCGUGACCGCACUCGCCGACAAGGUGUCAUCAACUCAGGGAUUGUUCGUGGAGUUCCUGGCGACAUUGAUUCUCCUGCUGGUAGCUGGAGCAGUCUGGGACCAGAGAAACCACCACAAUCACGACUCAGCUCCCCUGAGGUUCGGCCUUACCGUCACCUGUUUGGCCACUGUCUUUGGGCCCUACACUGGCUGCAUCAUGAACCCAGCUAUGUCUUUCGCACCAGCUAUUUGGAAUGGCGUCUGGCAGCAUCAAUGGAUUUAUUGGUUGGGACCCUAUGCUGGAGCUGUUGCUGGAGCUUUCCUUUAUAAAUUGGUUUUCGGUGUCAAGGAGGUGAAGAAGUGCGACCUCCCCGAGGCCAUUGCUCUUAAUCAUAUUGAUGGAGAGAAACCAGAGAAUGUUUGAUCAGCGAAAAAUGCUGACUAAAUGCUGUGGGUACCAAGCAAUUCACUGUGCCAUCACAGAAAUCUAGAUGUAGGCAUGUGCACGACACGGAUAUCCUGAAUGCUCGUCGUAUCAUCCUGAGCUGUGGUUAUGCCAUCCAGUGAUAGGGGUGAGGGGCCAUCUCUGCAUAAACCGCCCGGAGAGUUUACCAAACUGUGCUUCACUCGACUUUCAUAUUUCCAGGGAUAUAUAAACGUUUGCGUGUGUCACAACACGGGGUUGAGUGACUAACGUGAGGGUGUCUCACUGUCGAGUUGAAAUGAAAAGAUGAAAAUGUUGUAACUGGGACUUGCAUUCUCCACCAUUUGAAAUGAAAAAUGCACUCAAUCUUGUUUUUUUUUGUUUGGAGGGGGGAGUGAAGAUGACUUGGUUGGAUACAAAUGCUUCUGUACAUUGUGAAAGUGGUUUUCACCGAGGAAAAGACUUUAAGAUGACAGGAAAUAGAUUUAAACAUGGAUGAAUGUUUUUUUAGAACUUUUCGAGUGGAAGAAACACUCUAGGGGAAUAGAAUACAUAUAAAUGUUGUAGUGGUAGAUUUUUCAAUUUUAAUUUUUCCAUUGUAGGAGUAAUUUAUCAUCACUUUUUUAUAUGCUUCUAGAUUAGGUUAUUGUAAAUACACCUAUGGGCUGUAAAUAAAGUAUUUUCUAUGCAACAAA
This is a messenger RNA of Diachasma alloeum, 1775 nucleotides long. Its product is annotated as aquaporin AQPAe.a. Gene Ontology annotation, cellular component: plasma membrane. NCBI's taxonomy places the organism in Eukaryota, Metazoa, Arthropoda, Insecta, Hymenoptera, Braconidae. The coding region runs from base 259 to 1080 and encodes 273 amino acids. Gene Ontology annotation, molecular function: water channel activity. The record is from RefSeq and is a predicted model, not a curated record. The transcript has 5 exons. Gene Ontology annotation, biological process: transmembrane transport.